Messenger RNA from Austrofundulus limnaeus, 1299 nucleotides. It is a transcript of the gene arl8ba, whose product is annotated as ADP-ribosylation factor-like 8Ba. Gene Ontology annotation, molecular function: GTP binding; GTPase activity. The record is from RefSeq and is a predicted model, not a curated record. Gene Ontology annotation, cellular component: lysosomal membrane. Gene Ontology annotation, biological process: anterograde axonal transport; protein transport. NCBI's taxonomy places the organism in Eukaryota, Metazoa, Chordata, Actinopteri, Cyprinodontiformes, Rivulidae.
UCGGGACAUUUCAGUGAAGAUAUGAUCCCUACGGUCGGCUUCAACAUGAGGAAGGUCACUAAAGGAAACGUCACUAUCAAGAUCUGGGAUAUAGGAGGGCAGCCGAGGUUUAGGAGCAUGUGGGAGCGGUACUGUCGGGGAGUUAAUGCAAUCGUAUACAUGGUUGAUGCUGCAGAUCGAGAAAAGGUGGAGGCAUCCAAGAACGAGCUUCAUAAUUUAUUAGACAAACCUCAGUUGCAAGGGAUUCCUGUUUUGGUACUGGGUAACAAAAGGGAUCUCCCCACUGCUUUAGACGAAAAGCAACUCAUUGAGAAAAUGAAUCUAGCAGCUAUUCAAGACAGAGAGAUAUGCUGCUAUUCAAUUUCCUGCAAAGAGAAAGACAACAUUGACAUUACACUUCAGUGGCUCAUCCAGCACUCAAAGUCUCGCAGGAGCUGAAUGAAGGAAACAUUUUUCCAGCUGUUAUUUGCCAUAUUACCGUCAUGUCAAACCCUUAUCACUCUGCAGAGCUGUACAGUUGUAUAUUCCUACGUCACACGCUGCUACGUUGGCUUGUUUCACACGCUUUAUUUUUUUGUUUUUCCUUCUGUGAUUUUUAUUUUACAAGCCCAGAUAAUGCACUACUUAAACCUACCAGAUGUAAAGAAUGAAUUUGGCAUUAUACAUCUUGUGAAGCUGUACUUUAACCAAGACAAGAAACUGUUUUCUUUUACUACCUUUCACCCUGCAGGCAUUAACCACAUGGGUUUGUAACAUACUAUUAUACGAGGAAGGUGUUAAUGUUGGUCAAACGGGCCUCCAAAWAAGGAAUGUUGCGCAUAUAGUCGGGUAUGAUGUCAGUAGGUGUCUUAUUUGGACUCACAAACUUUCCUUUAUCUGUCGAGCUCUUUUCAGUGAUUGUUUUUGACGACUGUCACCCUUUGCUUGAUAAAAGACAUGACUUCUUUUUAGAAAAUUGUGCAUUUACGUCGAUUGAAGCAGGUCUGUACAAAUGUCAAGCUAGUAUGAUUUUUACCAAUGUUGGAAUGUGUGUGUAUGAAUAUAUGAUUCUAUUUAAAGUCUGAAUGUACAAAAGAUAAAAGCUGUACAGGCUUGUGUGAGUCAUAUUGGCCUCUGUAAAAUAGCUUCAGUGGAGUAAUGUUGCAUCGGGGCUGAGAGCGUGGCAGAAAUCAAAGUGCCUUUUUUGCAACGUCUCUCAGCCUCUGGAGCAAAGCAGCAUGGAAGGUGUGUCUACCUGUGUAGAAUUAAAAACACCUCUUCGAUAUAUAAUAAAGAAUAAAUGGCAUGCUUUUUAAUUUA